AGGUGGCGUUGUUGCAUUACACGACAGGCUGUAGACUCUCCGGCCGUCACGCUCCUCUCUAUGGUUGUUAGUUCUGUUUCUUUACCUCGGAUCACCUACAGGACUAUGUUUCCCGGCGGCCUGUGCGCUGCAUUCGCUCAUGCGCGAUGAGAGGCUGCCUGAACUUGGGUGGCACUGUGACAGUAGUACGCAGCAGUUCCCUAGAUCAGGGAGAGGUAACCAGGCACCCGCUGUACCCAGCUGGUAGUGUGUGACCCCGUAAUCUGCCCUCAUCAUGCUGCCUCUCUCACAUCACUGCUUACAUUACUUAAAGCCUCUGAAGACGUUUCUGCCCACGUUCUGCGUCAGGAGAUGUUCUUCAUCCUCCGUGCCAAAAAUUACCACACAUUAUACCAUCUGCUCCCGCGAGCAGGACAAGAGAUGGGAAGAGGUGAGCAUGGAACGGUUUGCAGAGGAAGCUGAUGUUGUGGUAGUUGGUGGAGGUCCAGCAGGACUCUCCGCAGCGAUCCGGUUGAAGCAGCUUGCGGCUGAGAGUAAUAAGGAACUGCGUGUAUGUUUGGUGGAAAAGGCAGCCCAGAUUGGUUCUCACACACUUUCGGGAGCCUGUGUGGAGACUCGAGCCCUGGAUGAACUUUUUCCUGACUGGAAGGAGCGAGGGGCACCGCUGCACACCAAAGUGACUGGGGAUAAGUUUGGAAUACUGACAGAAAAACACAGAAUACCAGUGCCUAUUCUCCCGGGACUUCCAAUGAAUAAUCAUGGCAAUUACAUUGUAAGACUUGGACACUUUGUCAGCUGGCUCGGCGAACAGGCGGAGGCUCUUGGUGUUGAAAUAUACCCUGGCUAUGCAGCAGCGGAGGUACUUUUCCAUGAAGAUGGCAGUGUUAAAGGCAUAGCAACAAAUGAUGUUGGAAUUCACAAAGAUGGCUCACCCAAGCCAACAUUUGAACGAGGUCUGGAGCUGCAUGCCAAAGUGACCAUUUUUGGAGAGGGCUGCCAUGGGCAUCUUGCAAAACAGUUGUACAAGACGUUAAAUCUCAGAGAGAACUGUGAACCCCAGACUUAUGCUAUCGGGCUAAAAGAGCUGUGGCUUGUUGAUGAGAAGAAAUGGGUUCCAGGUCUUGUUGAACAUACAGUGGGCUGGCCAUUGGACAGACACACGUAUGGUGGGUCAUUCCUUUAUCACCUUAACGAGGGCGAACCACUUGUAGCACUUGGUUUUGUGGUUGGGUUGGAUUACCAGAACCCAUACAUAAACCCUUUCAGAGAAUUUCAGAGGUGGAAACAUCAUCCCUCAGUGAUCCCUACCUUGGAAGGUGGGACACGAAUUGCUUAUGGAGCGCGUGCUCUUAAUGAAGGUGGUUUCCAGUCUUUGCCAAAGCUUGCAUUCCCUGGUGGCCUUUUGAUUGGGUGCAGCCCUGGCUUCUUGAAUGUACCAAAAAUAAAAGGGACGCACACGGCAAUGAAGAGUGGUAUGCUGGCAGCAGAAUCCAUCUUUAAACAGCUUACAGAUGAAAACCUCCAGUCAAAUACUAAAGGACUAAAUGUCGAAGAGUAUGAAGAGAACUUAAAGAAAUCUUGGGUGUGGAAGGAGCUAUAUUCAGUGAGGAACAUUAGACCUUCCUGCCAUGGUCCUCUGGGAUUGUAUGGUGGUAUGAUCUACACUGGUAUUUUCUACUGGAUACUAAGGGGAAAGGAGCCUUGGACACUAAAGCAUAAAGGUUUGGACAGCGCUCAGUUAAAGCCAGCCAAGGACUGCACACCAAUAGAGUACCCCAAACCUGAUGGCAAAAUAAGUUUUGACCUGCUUUCAUCGGUGGCUCUAAGUGGCACUAACCAUGAACAUGACCAGCCUGUACACCUAACACUACGUGAUGACAGUGUACCAGUCAGUAAGAAUCUAGCUAUAUAUGAUGGCCCAGAGCAGAGGUACUGCCCAGCAGGUGUUUAUGAAUUUGUCCCUCUAGAAUCGGGUGAAGGAUCACGGUUACAAAUCAAUGCUCAGAACUGUGUACAUUGCAAGACAUGUGACAUUAAAGAUCCAAGUCAGAAUAUUAACUGGGUUGUGCCGGAAGGAGGAGGCGGGCCUGCCUACAAUGGAAUGUAAAGCGCACUGGACUGCAGUAUUUUAUCCUAUCUGGUGACUAAAUGCUUCCACCAUCAGAGACCAGAGCUUUUCUGAAAAGCCAUUAAUUGCUGAUGAAGUUGUUAUUGAAUGUGAUAUGCGAGGGCUGAGGAUCUCCACUACGUGCUCAUGUGCUUGCACUAACCUACUAAUGUAGAAUGAGCAGUUGAUUUUUUUGUUUCAGAGAAUGGUUUCAUGCCAUAGAAUGACUUUUGUUUUUGACUGGUCAGCUUGGAGACUACUGUGGGGCAUGGUACAUAUCAACUGUGGACAAUGCCUUAUUUAUGGAUGUGAUCUAAACCAGUGGUUCUCAAGUACCCCCAACAGUUCAUGUUUUCCAGGUCUCCUCACGGGAUUGAAAGUGAAAUAAUUUUCUCCACCUGUGGGUCUUUUAAAAUGUGUCAGUGAGUAAUGAAUACACCUGUUCAACUGCUAGGUGACCUGGAAAACAUGAACUGUUGGGGGUACUUGAGGUUGAGAACCACUGAAUUCUAAACAGAAGAGCUUUAUAUAAAUUCUACAAUUUUUAUGUGUUUAAAAGAAAAACAAAAGUUUUUACAAAAAAAUUUGUUUUGUACAAUUUGUUUCUUUAAUGUCUUCCUUAUGUUUUAGGUCUACAAAACUGUGCUGCCAGCCUUACAGUAAUCAAGUUGUACAUUGGUGUGUGUAUAAAUGCACAUACUUAUACUGUAGAUGGCUUCAGUAUAUUACUAAGCGGCAAGUGUCUCAAACGUGCACUGUGCAUUCAAAAUAACACCACGUUGGCUUGUAAGAACAUGGGUCUGAGGCCAAGGGCAAGUCAAUCUGUAUACAUAUUGCGCCAAUGGUUACAUUUAUUGUGAUGAUUUAUAGGAUAUACUACUGCAUGGUAGCCAAUAAUACAGCCAUACAUUUGGUUUCAGAGUAACCUUAAAUUUGACAAGUUUCUAACUUGAAUUAUUAGGUUAUUUAACAUAUUAACCAUCGCACCAGCUAACCUAUGUGUCAUCUAGAACUGUUAUCUAUGCAUUUCCCAGUCCUUGUUGUAUGCGUCAUCUUGCUGCUACUAUUGACCACUCUACCUACUGUGAGCUGGUGAGACAUACACUGCCAAUUAUUCCUGGACUGUAUCAUGCUGGCAGAGACUAGUGGGCAGCCAUAGCAGUGCCCUGAAGAGCAACCAGCCAUAAAAUAUGACUAAUCUCAAAAGGUUAAUGAGCAGAUAGUGUCACUUCAAUGGUGGCAAGACAGUACCUGUCCUAUAUAGUGCUGAUUCAACAGGAGAGAGUGAACCCAUCCAGAGUGAACAAUCCUCAUUCAAAUAGACUGUGGGGAACAGGCAGCCAUGUGUGUAUCACUAUAUACAUUUCAUUACAGUAAAUAUCAGCAGUUUU
Pseudophryne corroboree (corroboree frog) is the source of this 3498-nucleotide messenger RNA. It is a transcript of the gene ETFDH, whose product is annotated as electron transfer flavoprotein dehydrogenase. The coding region runs from base 275 to 2107 and encodes 610 amino acids. Lineage: Eukaryota; Metazoa; Chordata; Amphibia; Anura; Myobatrachidae. Gene Ontology annotation, biological process: electron transport chain. The record is from RefSeq and is a predicted model, not a curated record. Gene Ontology annotation, molecular function: iron-sulfur cluster binding; electron-transferring-flavoprotein dehydrogenase activity. The transcript has 13 exons. Gene Ontology annotation, cellular component: mitochondrial inner membrane.